AUGUCUGCUGUGGAAAGGUAUUGUGUGUUUUUUUUUGACGAUCCAUGUCAGGCAGGCGGCGUGUGCGUGGAAGCGUACAAUCCAAGUGGCUAUGAGUGCUUGUGCCCGGAGAACCGAAGCGGCAUUCACUGCGAGAAAGCUUGUGUAAAUCCAACGACUGCACCAACAACCACACCAACAACCACACCAACAACCACUCCGACAACCACACCAACGACCACUCCGACAACCACUCCGACAACCACACCAACGACUACACCAACAACCACUCCAACAACCACACCAACAACUACACCAACAACUACACCAACAACUACACCAACAACCACACCAACAACUACACCAACAACUACACCAACAACCACACCAACAACCACUCCGACAGCCAUGCCAACAACAGCCCCUAUAAACAGGAAUCCGUGCGCCUGCAAGAAUGCUGGUGUUUGCAACACUUUGAACGGAUAUUGCAAGUGCUCACCAAACUUUGCUGGAGCCAAGUGUCAAGUGUGUGCGUUUGGCUACUCUGGAGUGAAUUGUUCCAUUCACUGCUCGUGCUUGAACGGCGGAGAGUGCGACGUCGGGUCUUCCGUUUGCAAGUGUCGGCCGGGUUUUCAUGGAGUGAUGUGUGAGAGAAAAUGUUCACCAGAUACCUGGGGAGCAGGCUGUACGAAUGAAUGCCAAUGUCAAAAUGGUGCGCAGUGCGACAGGAAAAUUGGCUGCCAAUGUGUCGUGGGUCACAUAGGACGAUACUGUUCUAAACGAAUUUCGUGUCCAAAGCUGAUCUUGCCUGCCAACGUCAUAUUGCAGCAAUCUGGUGGUAAUAGCUUCUUGAAUGUGACCACCACACGUUGCCCGGACAACUGGUUGUGGGUGAACGGCAGUCAUCAACGAGUAUGUCAGGCUGAUGGUACAUGGUCAGGUCCAGCUGCAUCCUGUCAGCCUCCCUCUACUAACAGUCCUGGCACAACUGCCGCUCCUCAAGUUCAGAUGUGUUCUGAAGCAACCAUUGAUGGUCUUCAAGGAAAGUUUGUGUGGCCUGUGACAAUAGCUGGCGUGAAAAGAACUAUUGUAUGUCCAGUGCUGGUUGCUGAUGAACCUGUUGUGCUUGCCGAGCGGAAAUGUGCCAUGAAAGACAACAGAGCGCGGUGGGAGAACCCGGAGAUCGAAGGCUGUCCGUAUGCUAAAGCAAGGACACGCAAGAUGCAACGGUUAGUUUCUGGCGAGCUCAAAGAGAAUCGCACGCUAGUCGGAGUGGGUUCUGCUGCCAGUGAUCUCUCAGCAUUGCUGGAGGAGGACGGUGAAGUCACUUCAGCGGAUGCUGGCCUGUCAGGAGAGUUGCUGGGGCAUCUCGUCACCUCGAUGGUCAGCUUGCUCACGACGACUUCAUCUGAUGAGGCGAUUGUAAAAGACACCAUACCAACAUUCCUCGCUGUAUUUGAUACCGUUGAAGCCUCUGCCAGUAAACCCUCAUCUAUGGAUGCUGGUGCUAUGAAGCAGAAACAGAGUGACCAGCGUGAGUUGCGUGGUGUGCUGGAAGACCUCGCACUUGCAGUGCCAUUAGCAGAGGAGCAGCAGACAUUCUCCUUCCAAUCCAAACGUGUUAUCAUGUCAGGUGUGUGUCCGAAACUUGGAGAUAGCUAUCUGUUCACAGUUGAGAAUGCACGCACUGGCAACACUUCUACUGGGGCUCGUUCAGCAAACAUCACAACUUUGGGGUCAGCGAAUGCUACCGACGUUAAUACUGCAGCCAUGAUGGAUGUGAAUGAGAAGAACGAUUUGAUGUUUACAUUCCCAUCCGCAGCUGUGCAGAAGGCAAAGGAACGUCGUACUUCGCCACAGACUACGUUUGCCUGUCAGGCUCCACAGAUCUCACUUGUCUCCUUUCCGUCUGAAGAUGACUUCAACAGUAGUGAUGCUGUUAUCGGUGAUCAAGUUGCAACGUCUGUUGUAGCAGCCAGUGUAGGUAGCAGGGAAGAUAGCUUGCAGCUGGGUUUGAGUCAAGUACAAAUGACAAUGCCUAUUCAUCUGGCAAGUGAUGAUCUGAAAGAAAGAAAUCUCACAUGUCGCUAUUGGAAUGAGACAACGCUGUCAUGGAGACAAGAUGGCUGUCGACUUGUGAAUGUGACGAGGAGCAAAGAUGGAGAGAUGAUGGCUCGUUGCGAAUGUAACCACUUGACACACUUUGCCGUACUUGUUACACCUCCCAAUGCAGAAUCUGUUAGCGCGUCCGCUGCUGAUCAAAAGGCUUUGUUCUUCAUCUCCAUCAUCGGUUGUAGCCUGUCUGUCGUAUGUCUGACACUGACUGUGUUUUUCAUCCAAUGCACGAGAAAUCAAAAGAGAACUCUCCAGCAUCAGCUGACGACAUGUCUCUCUGUGUCUCUCCUCCUUGCUCUGUUGCUGUACAUUGCUAAUGCACUUGGAUUGCAAGGAGAGGAUAGGUGGGCCUGUUUCAGCUUUGCCAUUCUGCUGCACUACUUGCUUCUGGCAGCAUUCGGGUUUACGCUUGUGAUGGCGUACUAUCUGUACCGGCGUCUCAUAGCUGUUCUGGUGGACGUCGGUGAGACUUUCCUGCAGCGUUCCAUCACUGCUGUGUGUGUUGGCUGUGCUGCGCUUGUGGGUGUGAACCUAGCUGCGUUCAAACCUGAUGUGUAUGGAAGCAGCAGUGGCGGACUAUGCUUCCUGUCUGUAAGACUGUCGUUCUACAUCACGUUCAUAGCACCUAUUGUCCUCACGCUGCUUACGAACGCGUGCGUGCUGGUUGUGUCGAUGAACAAAGUGCGCCAGCACUACAAGAACAGUGGUUCAGACAAACGCAUGAUCUGGAUCCUGACUAAGAUGGUCUUCUCCAUGACUUUCCUGCUUGGUCUCACCUGGUUGUUUGGUGCCGUGGUGACAAUCUGGCCGCACGUUGUUUUCCAGUACAUUUUCACCAUUCUCAACACACUGCAAGGAGUAGGAGUGUUUGUCUUCCACCUCACGACUAAUCCCGAUGCUGUUACUGGGCUCAAAUCCACCUACCGCACCCUGUCCAGAGGCACUGGAUCUUUCAUCAGCCGAGUCACACCCUUCGGGUCGUCAGUAUCGCCCGAUGUGUCCAAAUCAGCUCCAAUUGCAGAGAUUGUGGCACCACUCUCCGUCGAGUUGGACUCCAUGGUUGGAGUAAGUAGCAAAGUUGAGUGCAUGUCACCAGUGACGUCGCCAGUGACGUCGCCAUCUGCCUCGGGCUGCAGACGCAGCGCGCAUUCCUCCCCCGCAAUCGCGGUUGAAACAAGGUUAUGCCAGCCGGCCUCCAGCCGAAGCCCCCGUCUCUCCACAACUAGCAGCGAUGGCAUCCUCAGCCAUGCGUUCUAGGACGUGUAGUUGGCUGUAGAAGGCCGAUCGACAGGAUGGCACGCUGGCCACCCAUGCAUCCAUCAUUCAUGUGUCGUUUCUGUCCACCUGGAGUCACUUGUGCCAAGCGGUGGCAUCCUCACUGGUAGUCAGCUAGCACGGGACUCUCUCUCUCUCUCCCUCCCUUUCUCUCUCUCUCUCUCUUCUCUCUCUCUCUCUCUCUCUCUCUCUCUCUCUCUCUCUCUCUCUCUCUCUCUCUCUCUCUCUCUCUCUCUCUAUCUAUCUAUCUAUCUAUCUCUCUCUCUAUCUCUCUCUCUCUUUCUCUCUCUCUCUCUCUCUCUCUCUCUCUCUCUCUCUCUCUCUCUCUCUCUCUCUCUCUCUCCCUCUCUCUUUCUCUCUCUCUCUCCAGAGUACGUGAUGACCACGCUAAGUAACACAGCACUAGCAUGCAACAACAAGCGGUUAAUAGAGUGCCGCAUAGUUCACAUCCAGUAUUCCAUUCCGAUGUUGGACGAAACUCGAUCUUUGCUAAGUGUUCUAUCUUAAUUUUAGCAUAAUCUCAGCUUAAAACGUGGCUAACCCGCGGCACCGAAUUGUCUCUCUGGGAUCAUAUCCCCCGUUUAUCUGUACCUCGACGCCAAGUAUUUCAAAGCUGCCCCUAAUUACAGUCUUUUCUGACAGCUCGUUUUAAUUUCUUUCAUAAUUUUUCGAAAGAGAAUUUAUAAGCACUUAGCUUCAGAAAGCUCUUGAAGUCAUGCGCCUAUUUGCUUUGUAAUGCUUUUUUUUUGUAGUGACUGCAUACCGUGUGUGUGUGGGCGUCUCUAUCCCCUUCCCGUCCUAUCACUCAGCAUCGCAGCCUGAAUUGUAAUAAUAAUAUCUUUAUUUUUAAAAAGAUGACUCUAGGCCAAAGGAUGGAUGGCCCGCCUAUCAACGCACUCACCACGUUGGAGGAUAAUCUAUGAGUUCAAUUAGAUGAUGGAAUGCCUGACCCCUUCUACCUCUGUGUUUCCAUGCCAUGUCAAAAUCCCCCACAUAUCACCACCUUGUGCGUGACAAACUAGA
This is a messenger RNA of Sycon ciliatum, 4392 nucleotides long. RefSeq lists its product as uncharacterized. Gene Ontology annotation, biological process: cell surface receptor signaling pathway; adenylate cyclase-activating G protein-coupled receptor signaling pathway. Gene Ontology annotation, molecular function: G protein-coupled receptor activity. The coding region runs from base 1 to 3351 and encodes 1116 amino acids. Gene Ontology annotation, cellular component: plasma membrane. The record is from RefSeq and is a predicted model, not a curated record. The transcript is spliced from 7 exons. NCBI's taxonomy places the organism in Eukaryota, Metazoa, Porifera, Calcarea, Leucosolenida, Sycettidae.